UGUAUUACAAAGAAAAACAAUUUUUUCGCUGAAUGCCCUCAAUAAUGCACGUGUUUACUUGAUGUCCGUCAUCAGUUUUCCUUUCGUGAGAGUUUUCCAUUCUCCUUAUAUUAAGGUAGUGAGAAACGAUGCCUUCGGUAUCUGCAGUACUAAUUCUGCAACUAAUACUGUUUUUUCUGUUCCUAAUUUUUGUCCGAUAUGAUGAAAAUUUCAACAUGGGAGAGUACCCUUUGUUUCAAGACAUUCAUGUGAUGGUCUUCAUUGGAUUCGGAUUUCUGAUGGCCUGCCUCAGACGUUAUGCAUUCAGCGCAAUUGGGUUCAAUUUUCUUAUUGGCGCUGUGAUGUUACAAUGGUCCAUAAUUUGUCGUGGAAUCUACAAAUUGGAUGGAUCGUAUAAAAUUCUCAUAAAUUUGCAGAGUUUAUUCAAUGCGGACAUCACAACAUGUUCUGUAUUGAUAUCUAUGGGAGUAGUCUUAGGAACUACUACUCAUGUCCAAUUGUUGAUAAUGGGUAUGAUGGAGGUCAUAUUCUUCUCGUUGAACAACUACAUUUCUUUAAAUUUGCUGCGAGCAUGUGAUACUGGUGGAUCAGUGGUUCUCCAUGCAUUUGGCUCAUUUUUCGGCUUAGCGGUCAGCUUCGUAGUAGGCAGAGGAAGAGUUAUGGACUGUCAUAAUAAAUGCUCUAGAUACAAUUCUGACAUAUUCGCUAUGAUUGGUACUAUUUUCCUAUGGCUUUAUUGGCCCAGUUUCAGUGGAAUAUCAUUGCCAAGUGACUUGAAACACAGAGCUAUCAUAAAUACCUAUCUUGCCUUGGCCUCCUGCUGUGUUACAACUUUUGCUUUUUCUUCCUGGUUCAAUGGCAAUCAAAAAUUGGAAAUGGUUCAUAUUCAAAACGCAACUUUAGCAGGUGGUGUAGCAAUUGGCUCAUCAGCAAGUCUUCUUGUACAACCCUAUGGGGCAAUAUUAAUUGGAAUUUUAUCAGCAAUAAUCUCUAUGGUUGGAUUCAAGAAAGUUACGCCCUGGUUGGAAACGAAAUGGAAAAUUAACGAUACGUGUGGUGUAAAUAACCUCCAUGGCAUUCCGGGCAUCUUGGGUGGCUUGAUCGGCACAUUUUUCGCCAGCUUAGCAACAGAAGAAAAUUAUGGUCUGGCCUUAUAUGAAUUAUAUCCAGCAAGAUGGGCAGAUGAAAUCCAUAAUUCUACAACGAGGAAAAAUUCAGACGAAGCUUAUAGAAGGGAUGCAUAUAUUCAGGCUGGAUUUCAAUUUUUAUCAAUACUGAUUACUAUUGCAAUUUCCACAGUAUCUGGAUACAUAACAGGACUCUUGAUUAAUUUGGAGAGGUUUCAGCUGAGUCCAUGUCAAUUCUUCAUGGAUUAUCCAUUCUGGCAAAUCAAUUACGAAUCUCCGUUACUCAAGUCUCCAUCUCGUAUUCGGGUAGAGCCUAAAGCCCACUCUCAACUCCAGCAGUUUUGAACGAGUCAAGACAAAUUACUGAAUACGUAGCUGUUGUGUGUUUUUCGUCAUUAAGAAGAGCUAACAUUUGCUCCACUUUCAAAGAAACAAGUUAUAAAUC
Coccinella septempunctata (seven-spotted ladybird) is the source of this 1572-nucleotide messenger RNA. RefSeq names its product ammonium transporter Rh type B (gene Rh50). The transcript has 7 exons. The record is from RefSeq and is a predicted model, not a curated record. NCBI's taxonomy places the organism in Eukaryota, Metazoa, Arthropoda, Insecta, Coleoptera, Coccinellidae. Gene Ontology annotation, cellular component: plasma membrane. The coding region runs from base 129 to 1472 and encodes 447 amino acids. Gene Ontology annotation, molecular function: ammonium channel activity. Gene Ontology annotation, biological process: ammonium homeostasis; ammonium transmembrane transport.